This is a messenger RNA of Pyricularia pennisetigena, 1803 nucleotides long. RefSeq lists its product as uncharacterized. NCBI's taxonomy places the organism in Eukaryota, Fungi, Ascomycota, Sordariomycetes, Magnaporthales, Pyriculariaceae. The transcript is spliced from 3 exons. The record is from RefSeq and is a predicted model, not a curated record. Gene Ontology annotation, molecular function: oxidoreductase activity; copper ion binding. Bases 1 to 1803 code for a protein of 600 amino acids.
AUGUCGUCGUCAGUCCGAGUAUCGUCAGUGCUGGCUGCAGCACUCCUGGCCUUUGCUCCUCCCACCCUCGGCAAGGACUGGGAAGGGGCGCCAUACAAAUGGCUUUUCGAGUUCCCCUUGCCGAUCCCGCCGCUCAAGACGAAGAAAUAUGAUACGUUCACGCACCCUACCACUGGCGGUGCCAUCAAGUAUUAUGAGCUCGAAGAAAAGGUCUUCUCUCAGAAUGUGUACCCGGACCGUGGCAAUGCAACUCUGAGAGGAUAUGACGGCAUGUCCCCAGGCCCGACGUUUCUCGUUGAAAAAGACGAGGAGGCCAUCGUGCGCAUAACAAACCAUGCCACCCGGGCGACAUCGACACAUCUUCACGGAUCAUACUCUCGACCCGCGUUUGACGGAUGGGCCGACGAUCUGACUCCGGUCGGGAGCUUCAAGGAUUACUACUAUCCCAACGGCCAAAACGGCCGCAUGAUGUGGUACCACGACCACGCCAUCGACCACACUGCUGAAAACGCAUACUACGGCCUUGCAGGCGCGUACAUAAUCCACGACAAGAACGAGGACAAGCUCGGGCUUCCCAGCGGAUAUGGCCAAUUCGAUGUCCCGCUUGUCCUAUCGGCAAAGCAGUACAACCAGGACGGAUCGCUCUUCUCCCCCGAGGGCGAAACGAGCAGUCUGUACGGAGACGUGAUUCAGGUCAACGGACAACCUUGGCCGUUCAUGAACGUCCAAGCACGCAAAUACCGCUUCCGUUUCCUGAACGCGGCCAUCUCACGGACCUUUUGGAUGUACUUUGAGCUUACCGACCAGGUCGGCAAGAAGAUCCCAUUCCAGAUCAUCGCAACCGACUCGGGGCUGUUGAGCGGGCCGCAAAAGACCGACAACAUGUACAUCUCGAUGGCUGAACGGUACGAGAUCGUCUUUGACUUCAAAGACUUCAAGGGCAAGACUAUCAUGCUCCGCAACGAGCGAAAAUUUGCUCCAGACACAGACUACCUGCACACCGACAAGGUCAUGGUUUUCAAGGUGGCCAAGGACAGCGUCUCGGAUCCGUCCCAGGUCCCUUCGACCCUCCGCACCAUUCCAUUCCCGCCCGCCAAGACGACGGUGGACAAGCGCUUCAAGUUUGAGCGCAAAAAUGGCCAGUGGACCAUCAACGGUGUGACUUGGGAGGAUGCCAACAACCGCGUCUUGGCCAAGCCGCAGCGAGGAUCGACCGAGGUCUGGGAGUUGGAGAACAGCAGUGGCGGCUGGUCGCACCCCAUCCAUGUCCACUUGGUGGAUUUCCAGGUCAUCAAGAGAGUCAAUGGAAAGCGAUCCUUGCAGUCGUACGAAACGGCCGGGCUCAAGGAUGUCGUCUGGCUGGGUCCGGGAGAGACGGUGACGGUGCGGGCGAUAUACGGCCCCAUGGAGGGCCUGUAUAUGUUUCACUGCCACAACCUCAUCCACGAGGACCACGCCAUGAUGGCGGCUUUCAACGUCACCCACCUAGACGAUCUCGGCUAUAACGACCCCGACUUCAUGGACCCAAUGGAGCAGCGGUGGCGGGCGAGGCCAGAGAGCCCGGAGCUGUAUACCUUGGAUGCAGUCAAGCAGAGGAUCGAGUAUAUGGCCAAGGCAGGACCGUACGUCGACAUCAAAGGGAUUGAGGACAAACUGACGAGCUAUUGGGCCAGAAAAGCAUCUUCGACCACUGCUAGUUCGAGCUCUGGUGGCAAAUCAAGUGAAAGCGGGAAAGACUCCGACGACAAGAAGAGCAAGUCGAGGCGCGACGCAAGCUUCAUGGCAAGGAGAAGAAUGCAGUAA